Aspergillus ibericus CBS 121593 is the source of this 898-nucleotide messenger RNA. RefSeq names its product Bromodomain associated domain protein. NCBI's taxonomy places the organism in Eukaryota, Fungi, Ascomycota, Eurotiomycetes, Eurotiales, Aspergillaceae. The coding region runs from base 195 to 842 and encodes 215 amino acids. Gene Ontology annotation, molecular function: protein heterodimerization activity. The record is from RefSeq and is a predicted model, not a curated record. The transcript has a single exon.
AGAAAGGCGGAACACCGCAUCCAUUCAGCGAUUGGAUCCCUCUUCGCUUCUAUUCAUCCACCAACACUCAACCACAACAAUAGCCACAGGCUCCUCGUCCAAUCUAUUCUUAUCUAUAUACGGCUGGCCUUCGAGCUGAAAAGCUCUUCCUCGUCGCUUCUGCCGGUUUUCACAUCUGUCACUCCCAUUCCAACAUGUCCGGCUCCAAUCUCCACAACGCUCUUCUCCGCCCGCCCAUCAUCCAGAUCCUGCGCGCAGCAGGUUUCCAUGCAACGCGGCCCUCCGUUCUGGACACCCUCGCAGACCUCACCGCUCGAUACAUCAUGAUCCUCGCUUCGUCCACAACCGCUCACGCUGCAAACGCUCACCCGCACGACCCUGUUCCAGUCCUCGAAGACAUCUAUCAAGCCCUGCAAGACGCAGGCGCACUCCGGCCCCAGCUGCGCGAAUGGGAGGAAGAAUGGCAAGGGGAAGAGGAUAUGCGUGGACUGGAAGGGUUUCUGUCGUGGUUCACGGGCCCAGCGAAUCGGGAGAUUCGACGAAUCGCCGGGUUCGUACCUAGCGAAGGCGACAUGGUUGAUGCGGACGCGCUUGAAAAAGAGGACUUUCUCACAGCGCUAAAGAAGAAACACAGCAAAACCGGCGAGGAGUCCCGAUAUGCGGGAACUGUGCUUGGAAAGAGCGCCGACGAGCAUCCGGUCGUCAUCGAGGGCGGUGCGCCCACGCUUCACGAUUGGGGCUCUCAAAUGCGCUCGCGGGCGCCAUACAUGGGAGACAGCGACUCAUCCGGGGUUAGUAGUGCGCCGAGCAAUCUGUCCGAUGGCGAGGGAAUGGAUGUGUGAUGGGCCAACGAUUGAGGCUUCCAAGCGAGACCUCCCACAGCAAACAAUAGCGCCAU